Messenger RNA from Emys orbicularis (European pond turtle), 1347 nucleotides. It is a transcript of the gene RGP1, whose product is annotated as RGP1 homolog, RAB6A GEF complex partner 1. Gene Ontology annotation, biological process: retrograde transport, endosome to Golgi. The transcript is spliced from 9 exons. NCBI's taxonomy places the organism in Eukaryota, Metazoa, Chordata, Testudines, Emydidae. The record is from RefSeq and is a predicted model, not a curated record. Gene Ontology annotation, cellular component: Ric1-Rgp1 guanyl-nucleotide exchange factor complex; Golgi membrane. Bases 93 to 1256 code for a protein of 387 amino acids.
AGCCGAGCGGAGCCCGAACCUCUCCGAGCGGGCCUGGGUCGUUGUCUCCGCCGCCGAGGGUCCCUGUUGUCCCCCCGGUGCAGGCCGGAGCCAUGAUCGAGGUUCUGGCCCAGCUGAGCCGUGGGCCCGUCUUCCUGGCCGGAGAGAUGCUGGAGUGUGGGAUCGUCUUCACCAACCCGCUCUCCGCCGCCUCCACCUCCGCCAGCAGUGAGAUGCUGGCGUGGGCCAGCGCCCAGAUUCACUGUCAAUUUCACUCCAGCGAGAACCGGGUGGCGUUGCCUCCCUCGGAUGACAGCAAGCAUGACGUGCAGGCCGAGAACGAGACAGUGUUUGUCCCCAACCGAGGAGAGCGGGGUCAGUGCAUCCUGUCCACACCCCCAAAGAUUCUCUUUUGUGACUUGCGCCUGGAUCCCGGAGAGUCGAAAUCCUACUCGUACUGUGAGACGCUGCCUGUGGAUGGGCCACCCUCCUUCCGGGGGCAGUCGGUGAAGUACGUGUACAAGCUGACCAUCGGCUGCCAGCGGGUGAACUCGCCCAUCAAGCUGCUGCGGGUGCCCUUCCGGGUGCUGGUGCUGCACGGGCUCAAAGAUUAUCAGUUCCCACAGGACGAAGUGGUCGCCCCCUCGAACCCCUUUCUGGAGGAGGAGGAGGGAGUGAAGAAAGACUCCCGGCUGGCGGACCUGGCCACGGAGCUGCUGAUGGCAGCCACCUCCCGGCGCAGCCUGCACGUGUAUAACAUCAGCAACACCCGGGGCAAGGUGGGCAAGUUCGGGAUCUUUAAGACUGUCUAUAAGAUUGGAGAAGACAUUCUGGGGACCUUUAACUUCUCGGAAGGGGACAUCCCCUGUCUGCAGUACUCGGUGAGCCUGCAGACAGAGGAGAGUAUCCAGGAGGAGUUCCAGCGGCGGCAUGGGCAGCCCGUCUCCUACAGCACACACGCCCGCCACCAGGAAUCCUGUCUGCAUACGGCCAGGAGCAGCUUCAGCCUCCCCGUCCCGCUGAGCUCCACGCCCGGCUUCACCACCAACAUUGUGUCUCUGAAGUGGAGGCUGCACUUUGAGUUCGUGACCUCCCGAGAGUCGGGGGAGGCCCACACGGUCCCUGAGAACCCGUCGGAAACCAUCACCUGGACUGGGGUGGAGCAAAUCGAAGUGGAUACCUUCAGCUGGGACCUGCCCAUCAAAGUCCUGCCGACCAAUCCCGUCCUGGCCUCCUACGUGUCCCAGUUCUCCAGCACAAACUCCAUCACUAUCUGAGCUGGGGCAGGACCUAGGUGGGAGCCUGGGGCGCCAGUCACACUGCCCGCUCAGGACGGUAGCCGCUGAGUGGCAGGGCACAGGCCCACUC